AUGCACCACGCAGCGCAGGACGCGGCCGCGGCGCAGGCCGUUCAAGGCGGCGGCGGCGCGGCAUUCGCCGGCGCAGGGGCGAACGGGGCGGCGGGCGGCGUGGGGUGGCCCUGGAGCCCAGCGGCGGGCGACUUGCUGCGGGAGCAGAUGGCGUUUCUGGCGAACGCGCAGGCCAACGACAUCCGCGCCUCGCUGUUUCUGCGGCUGCGGCUGAGCGCCCAGCAGAGGCGGACGGCGCAGCGCAACCAACUCGCCGAGCGGCGGGCCGCGCAGAACAGGCGCCGCUCGACUUCCGUGCCCGCCGGCGCUGCGGCAGCGGCGUCAGCGGCGGCGGCGGAGGAGGAGGAGGAGGCGUGCGACGACGGGUGGCGCUGCCCGGGCUGCUCGCGCCGCUACACGGACGCGGCCGCCUACACCCGCCACAGAAGCAACUGCCGAAGGUACAACUUGCUGCUGCGGAGGCAGGGGGGCGAGACGGUGCCGCCGUCUGCGCGCUCCGUCCAGGCCGCGACGACGACGUCCCCACCGCCGCUCACCUCCUCAACCUUCAGGUCUGAACUGGAGCUGACGCAGCGGCGACUCGAACCUGCGGCGAGUACGUCCCCGCGCGCGACGGCGGCCACCGCGCGUUGCACGCCGUCCACUGCGAAUGCGCCCGGUGCACCUCCUGCAGAGCAGUCGCAGCGUCGCGCGGCCGCAGGAGGCAACGCCGCCGCACCCCUGCAGCCUUCGGCACUGGCAGAAAGUCCAAGCACCAACCACUCGCUUUCCAUCCCGUGCUCGUCGGUGCUGGACGAGCGAAGGGAGGAGUGCGUGGAGAGGGAGGACAGGCGCGAGUUUGCCCGCAACUUCUCCCUCUCGCGGGAGCUGACGCCCUCCUCAUUUGGGCCGCAGUCGCAGCACAAGAUGUCGCCGAGUGCGAGGAAUUCCAUCGACGAGCUCCCGGCGGCCGUCGCGGAUCGGGUGUCGUUCGACAGGUCCUCGCCCCUGCCGGUGUGGCUGUCACUCGGCAACACCGUGAAGUCGAGAGAGGACGGAGAGGGCGGGGCGGGCGUGGCGCAGCCCACCCUCUCCUGCCGCCAGAGCAGCGUGGCGUGCAACAGCACCGCCGUCAGUGGCCUCAACUGGGGCGAGGCGGCGGAAGGGGCGGAGGAGCCGCUGCGGCCCUGUCCGUACUGUGGGCGAAGCUUCUUUGCGGAGUCGCGCUGGCCGCGCCACGUGGCGGUCUGCGAGCAACAGCAGCAACAGCAGCAGCAGCGCAAACGCAACAGUAGAACUUCGGUCGCGCGCGGCACGCCCGGCAACCGCUCCCACCGUGCGUCUCGGGCCAGCACCGGCGGGAGCCUGGACUCUAGCAGCGUCCUCCGCGACACCGCGCAGCCGCUUGCCUCGAGCCGAGGCAAGUCGGGGGACGCCAAGGGCUCUGCUGCGGGGAAACCGGCCGCCAAGUGGCGGCAGCAGAGUGCGCAUCUCCGGCAAUCCCUGCAGCUGCCUGGCACCUCCGCGCAGACGGUGUUGCCGGACAGUGUGGGCGACAUGGACGUGUUUGAGGACGGCCGCGUGGGGUGCCCUUCCUGCGGCCGCCGCUUUGCCCCGGCGGCGGCGGAGCGGCACAUACCCUCCUGCAGGGAGCGCGGCAGCGGGCAGAAGAAGAUGCGCAUCUGA
Molecule: messenger RNA, 1665 nt
Organism: Trypanosoma conorhini
Lineage: Eukaryota; Euglenozoa; Kinetoplastea; Trypanosomatida; Trypanosomatidae
Exons: 1
Coding region: 1-1665 (554 amino acids)
Source: RefSeq, a predicted model, not a curated record